Molecule: messenger RNA, 3046 nt
Organism: Meriones unguiculatus (Mongolian gerbil)
Lineage: Eukaryota; Metazoa; Chordata; Mammalia; Rodentia; Muridae
Gene: Cst3
Product: cystatin C
Exons: 3
Coding region: 91-519 (142 amino acids)
Molecular function (GO): cysteine-type endopeptidase inhibitor activity
Source: RefSeq, a predicted model, not a curated record
AAUUGGUUAUAAGCAUCUCGGCGUUGGCAGGCUCUGUUCAGCCGCUACUCCGAGUUCUGCGGGCGCUCAAUCCCUUUGUCCCAGCCAACCAUGGCUAGCCCACUACGCUCCCUGCUGCUCCUGCUGGCUGUCCUGGCGGUGGCCUGGGCCGCGUCCCCCAAGCAAGGUAUGCGCUUGGUGGGCGGCGUGAUUGAUGCAAACGCCAACGACACCGGAGUGUUGGAAGCGCUGAACUUCGCCAUGAGCGAGUACAACAAGGAAAACAACGACGCGUACCACAGCCGUGCCAUACAGGUGGUGAAGGCACGUAAGCAGAUCGUGGCUGGAGUAAAAUACUUUUUGGAUGUGGAGAUAGGCAGAACCACAUGUACCAAGACUGAGACAGCCUUGGAAUUGACUAAGUGUCCUUUCCAUGAGCAGCCUCAUCUGAUAAAGAAGGCAUUCUGCUCCUUCCAGAUCUUCAGUGUGCCCUGGCUAGGCAAACAAACCCUGACGAGAUCCAGCUGCAAAAGCGCUUAAGGGCUGAGUCCAGUAAGGUGAUGCAGACUGCUCCUUACUUAUGCUCUUUCCCUGUAGUGCUUCAACCCUCAGAAAGGCUGUCCAGCUCUCGAGGGCAUCUCCAGUGUGUCAGCACCAGGAGAAGCUGCUGCAGGCAGGUUCUGCACGUCUGAACAGCUAUCCCCUGGUUCUGCCCUUCUCCUUUCAGUACCUGUCAGGCCUUGCUCAAUUAAAAAGAAAAAAAAAAAAUCCUUUGGCUUUGUCUGAGUUGCUUCUGUCUUGGGAUAUGCAACAAGGGAAAACAGAAAACAGCAGGUAAAGGCUUGUGUGUACAUGCAUAUUAGGAUGAGCCCUGUUGCUUUAUGAAAUAUCCAGGACUCAGAGCAGAUAAAAGAACAGAAAGAGGCAGAGAACUUGGUGUCAGUCAGCUACAGUGGUUCCUGGCAGAUGCCCAAGGGCCAGGUGUGACCUGAGCUACCACAGUUAAGAGUUAGUGAGGCAGGCAGAAGGUGCCAUAAAUGGGCCCAGUCUUGCCUAUUUUUGCAGAGGUGACCUGAUGGAGGGAACUGCCCUCACUAAGAGACUCUGUAAAUGAUAAUUCUAUGUAUGCUGGAUACAAUAGAAACUGUGUUUCUGGUGUGUGUGUGUGUGUGUGUGUGUGUGGACUCAAGGGUAAAGCCCAGCACAUCUGGAACCUGCCUGCCUAGGCAUGAUGAGUGCCAUAACUUGGGAUUUGAGCCAGUUCCUAUACUCACCCCAUUCUGUAAAGUAGGAACUGUAAUAGUUCCUCCUGGGAUUUAUUAGAAUUAAAUAUUAUCUAUACAUUUUAUAAUACAGUAGAAUGUAAUGUAUCAACUUUAUUGUAUGAGAACAUAGUAAUCCAGCCAAGAUAGUCAUAGAAUUUGCUUUAAUGACCUAUUCCAUUUUGUUUUUUCAGAACUAUUCCAUUUUCUUAAAAUACUUUUAAAAUUUUUGUAACAUUUUAAUUUUGUUUUUAGUUUUUACCUUUUUUAAGCAUUUAUUUUUAUUUUAUUUGCAUUGGUGUUUUGCCUGCCUAUAUGUCUGUAGGUGCCAGAUCCUCUGGAAGUGGAGCUAUAGACAAUUGUGGGUGCUAGGAAUUGAAUCCGGAGCCUCUGGAAGAACAUCCAGUGGUCUUAACCACUGAGCCAUCUCUCAAGACCCAGUUUUUUAAAAUUUUUAUACAAUAUAUGUUGGUCAUAUUCUUUCCCCUCCCUCAGCCCCUUCCAAAUCUCUCCCAACCACCAAAAACUUCAUCACCAAUUUCAUAGUCUUUCUCUUAAAAAAAAGAAAAGAAAACUCAACAAAAAUAAAGAACCCAGAAAUCCCAAACACACACAUGCACACAUACACGUACACACAGACACGAACCGGACUAACUUCCAAACGUCAUUGCUAGGGUACUCUAGUCUUACCAGGUUUGUGACUUUUUUUUCUCACAUAUUUCACUUUUCCUCAGUACCUUCCAUUUCUCCACAACCUUCUUCCACUCUCCCACCUUCAGCAAGUUCAUUGGUUCCUCAGUGUGAUAGAAUAUUCCAGCAUAUUUCAGAAUUUUCCACUCCCAGCUAGACACUCAAAUCACAGAGCUCACUAAAAUAACAUCUGUCCUUUGAUACUGAACUGCAGCAUUUGUUUGUCUUUGGGCGAAGUCCAGGCCACUUAUGAGCUGACUAAGGGAACUAGCCAUACUUCCUAGAUACCAGCAGGCAGUGAUCCUGAAAAGUGUGUUCCCAUGGCCCUGUGCUCCUGGGACAGUCACAGUAAUCAUGGCAGAGGCACACCUCUAAAGAGGCUGCCUUACAAGUUGCCAAGGCCCCGCCUUAUGACAAGAUCCACCCUGCCCCUGUGUCUGGAGCUUUGACUUGGCUCAGCAGUCAAGGUAGCCCAUCCUCAUCCUAGAUUUGCAUAUCUUUUGCAUAUCUGUUAUUGUCCUGAGCUGGAACCUGACCGAGGUUGUACUCUGAAAAUUCUCCAGUGAUCCAUAACAACUCAGUUAAAUUCAAAAGGUGAAGAGGCAGCCUACACACACACACACAAAUACACACAAAUUCCAUUUGUGUAUCUGAUACACAAUGCAUAUCCAGAACACAUAAAUAGCUAUUAAAAAUCAAUAAGAAAGCCAUCUAAGAAAACUUCCUUUUGAAAAGAUGUUGCCAUUAGAAAAAGAAGACAAUCUGAUUUUUCCCCCUUCAGAGGGAAAGUCAAGCAUCCUCACUUGGGCCCUCCUUGUUACUUAGCUUCUUUGGGUCUAUGGAGUGUAGCAUGGUUAUCUUGUAUCUUAUGGCUAAUAUCCACUUAUGAGUGAAUAUACACCAUGUGUGUCUUCCUGCAUCUGGGUUACCUCACUCACUAUGUUAUUUUCCAGUUCCACCCAUUUGCCUACAAAUUUCAUAAAGUCUUUGUUUUUAAUACCUAAGUAGUAUUCCAUUAUGUAAAUGUACCACAUUUUCUUUAUCUAUUCUUCAGUUGAAAGACAUCUAGGUUGUUUCCAUUUCUGGCUAUUAUGAAUAAAGCUGCUGUGAACACA